AUGUAUUCAAUCGCUUCCAUAUUACGGACAAUACUACAAGACUAUCUCUUGACUUCAACGGCUGAGCCAAUUUCCAACAAAGAACAACUACUCUCAGAAAAACCGCCACAAGUUUCUCGUAAUUCCUCGGAAGGACUGCACCCUUUCGAAGAUCUACCCCCUGCCUAUGAUUCUUCAACAUGGUGGUUAGAUGGCCACUUCCCUGCGCAUCCUCACCUGUGUGAUGACGAAAGAGUUCGAUCCCAUAUAGAGGCCAUCAAAUACGCUUUGUUCCAAUAUACUCUGGAAGGAUGCAAGUUUCUCGUGGAGAGAGCGGACAACAAUUUGCUCCUCUCUUCCUUUUCCGAUCACGAAUUGCUUUGGAAAGCAGCAAUCUCGGUACAAAAAUAUGGAGUUAUAUUUAUGGCAGCUCGCUCGGAAUGCAGGAAAAAGUUCCUACCAACGGUCCAAUCGGACCUUCAUCUUUUCGCAGAAAUCGAUGUCUUCCUCUCUGACAACAACAACGCUAUUCGGGCUAUUAAUUAUGGUGUUCAUCGUCUGGUCAAAAGUUCAACUUUUACUGUGGACUACCAGACCAGACUCAUUCCUCCAAACGCUAUAUCAGCAAUUGGUGUAAGCCAUAUUGCAGUUCGAGCAAAGGAUUUUGAAAAAGAGAGCAUUUUGAUGCUAGAAAAUGCAUCUCCUCUUUGGGACCUCCAUGAUUUCGCCCACCUCUCGGCUGCAUCAGUAGCCCCCAAUCUAUACGGCUCGAAAUAUUUCACGCAUCUCGUGAAGCUCCCACCGAAGCUGACGGCCUUGAUUCGCAGCCCGAAAAUGAAGACUGCAGAUCCCGAACCUCGGUUUUCAGAUGGUGUUGUCUUCAGUGAGCUUCUCACGCCUCUAUUCACGUCCGAGAUAGAGGCUGUGCAAAGGGGGGAGAAAGUGCAUACGUAUGUGUCUCUCACGAAUACUUUGGCCGACUACAUUGCAGAUUAUUUAAUGGGGAGACGCGAGCUCCAGCAUUUGACUACUGGUAAAAUGUUGGGUGUAAAGCAUCCCAUACGGCCCGUUGAGUUGGCAACUCUCGUGCAGAACAAGAACUAUGAGUUGGUGGCGAGCGAGAUUGAACAGCGGGUGUUUACGCGAGGGGGCCCUGCUGGGGAUGCCAAGGACGACCUGGACAAGUUGUCCGCAUUUGAGAGAAUCAAGUUCAUUGCGGGCUGUCGCAGAUGGUUAUAUUUUGAAAUGAGAAAUACCAUCAAGCACCGUGCCCACAAGCUUGCUUACCAAAAAGUGGCUGAGCAUAUGCUUGCGUCCGACAAUGAAGCUUCGAUCACUGCCAGCGAUUCUGUCCUGUUGACAAAAACUCUACAAAACAUUAACUACCGAGGCUGGGAGAAUGAUCAAGUGGUGAAUCUUUGGCAAAUCGUUUCAGAUCUUUAA
This is a messenger RNA of Penicillium coprophilum, 1422 nucleotides long. RefSeq lists its product as uncharacterized. The transcript has a single exon. The coding region runs from base 1 to 1422 and encodes 473 amino acids. Lineage: Eukaryota; Fungi; Ascomycota; Eurotiomycetes; Eurotiales; Aspergillaceae. The record is from RefSeq and is a predicted model, not a curated record.